AUGAGUGAAUUGGAUCUCGACAAUGUGUCGCUGCCGUCCGAGGAGGUCGAGGACCGCGACGGGUCAGCAGCUCAGCAUCGUCGACAUAUCGCCUUUGGUACAUUACGGAUUCCAGCCGACGACGAGCUCGUCACAGUCUCCGAAGUGAAUGAGGCCAUCAGGCAAGCCAACGGUCGCUAUCAUAUUCUCGACCUUCAACACGCCGAACUUGGAGAUCACAGAAUGCGAAAGGUCCUUGAGCAGCUUCGGAUGUUGGGCGGCGCGAUCGACGACACCGAGAAGGCAACCCCCGCCAAGUCAGAUUCAGCGGACAACCCCACAGCGCAGAUCAAUUGGUUCCAAAUUCUAGCACCUCUGUCACAUACUACAAAGGCUCCACUUUGUCUAACAUACGGCGGUAUACGGAACUUGUCACUCGAUGGCAACGCGCUGACCUCAGACUGCUUACCUGCCCUUUCCAACUUUCUGAGCGAUAAUCUUGUACUUCACAGCCUGAGCUUGAAGGCAAACGCAAUCGACGGCAAGGACGGAGCCCUGUCAAGUCUAGCGAGAGCCAUCGGACGAUCUGCUCUGCGGCGUCUGUACCUGUCCAACAAUCUCAUGUCGUGGCAGUCUCUGACAGCCUUCUUCGACAGCAUUCCCGCCAACGGUACCGCGCUGGAGGAGUUGGAGCUCUCGCAUGUGCUCGUCGAUGGCGACGAUCAGCAGGCAUUGUUGGCUGCACAAUCCAUAGCAGACUUUAUAGCUGAUCCCCAACGCUGCAGAAGCCUGCUGACGUUGAAACUGAACGGAAAUGCCUUUUGCGAACGAGGCGUCUACACUAUCAAGAAUGCAAUCAUCGGAGGUGGACGCAGCAUCGACGCAGCACGCUUCAUCGAGAGGCCGCCACAUAUUGAAAGCUUACAGAACGAUGUAUUCUUCCGAUCCGUGUCUCACGCGAGGUGGCGGCAUUCCAAUCGACAGUUAAUUGUAGUCGGCCUAAGUGGCACCACGGACCAAGAUCGGCGACAAGGGGAAGAAAAGGAGAUUGAAAGGAUCGAAUGCAUCAGAAGACGUUAUGCUGCCAUCCCUUUGGAAGACAUUGGAACGAUCGUGUCAUUCCUCCAUCUCAGGGCGCGCGAUCGCAGAUUACAAGGAAACUCUGCUUCAGAUCGCCAAGUACCGUUCGAAGUGGCAUGUCACCUGACAACUAUCGGCGUCACAUUGGACGAAUGGUGGAACGACUUGGAGGAGGCUUCGGAGCUUUUUUCGGGUGUCAAAUCGACCAGCUCGAACCACUGGCUAUCAAUCUACCUCGAAAACAACAAUCGGCUCGCUCACAGAUGCGAACGAGCCGCGUAUCAAGUCCUGCGAGCCGCCAGGGUGACAGGUUGUCGGGUGAGACUGCGGACUGGUGAGUCAAUCACGAAGGCACCAGAGCAAGACCAGAUUUUGGAGGGCUUCCCCAGAUUUCUCGAUCUACCACCAGAAAUCCGCCUUCACAUUCUACGCCAGCUCGACGAGGGCAACGAACUCUCUGCAAGUCAGUUUCUCCAUGUGGUUCGUUUCGCAUGCGACCGCACCACAAUCGGCUAUGGAACGCAGGGGUAUGAUUGGUCUCAUGCGCUUGAGUCAACAGUCGAUACGGCCAGCAAAGGUCCCGAAGAGACGAUUGCGACGCUCCCCGUGCAGCAAUGGUCGUGGUCUGAAUGCUUUGCGCUGCGCGCUACACCCCGAGAUUGGUUGGCUGAUACGCUGGACGCAGAAGGUCCAGGGUUCAGAUAUCGCCGAGAGCCAGAAGUUGAUGGGCGGACCAUGGACCAGAGGGCUUUCCGAAUCGCCUUUCUUGAAUCGACUUUGACGCACAGAGCCGAGUCGAACUGA
Messenger RNA from Mycosarcoma maydis (corn smut), 1863 nucleotides. RefSeq lists its product as uncharacterized. Lineage: Eukaryota; Fungi; Basidiomycota; Ustilaginomycetes; Ustilaginales. The transcript has a single exon. The record is from RefSeq and is a predicted model, not a curated record. Bases 1 to 1863 code for a protein of 620 amino acids.